CCCGCGAGCUCGCGGCGCAGCAGCAGGCCAAGCGCCGCCGAGGCCCCUGGCCUCAGACCCCGGCGGCAGCCCGGACGGCUGGGCGAGGGCUGGCGGCCUGAGCACUUUCUGCAGCCCCGCUCCUGGCCUUUAAGGGCCUCGACAGCCCAAGCGCCCAACUUUUUCCACCCCUCCCCCCCUCUCCUAAAACUCCAACAACAAAGAAAAGUAGUCGGCGGAGGGGUGGCGACGCCAGGUCGCCAGUUCCCCCUCUCCGAGGAAGACCGAAUACAGUUAUGGCUACCCAGGUGAUGGGGCAGUCUUCUGGAGGAGGAGGGCUGUUCACUGGCAGUGGCAACAUUGGCAUGGCCUUGCCCAACGACAUGUAUGACUUGCAUGACCUCUCCAAAGCUGAACUGGCUGCUCCUCAGCUUAUCAUGCUAGCAAACGUGGCCUUAACUGGGGAAGUGAAUGGCAGCUGCUGUGAUUACCUGGUUGGUGAAGAAAGACAGAUGGCAGAAUUGAUGCCUGUUGGGGAUAACAACUUUUCAGAUAGUGAUGGAGAAGGACUUGAGGAAUCUCCUGAAAUAAAAGGUGAACCUAAUGGACUCGAAAACAUGGAACUGAGAAGUUUGGAAGUCAAUGUUGUAGAACCACAGCCUGUAUUUGAGGCAUCAGCUGCCCCAGAAAUUUACAGCUCAAAUAAAGAUCUUCCUAAUGAAACACCUGGAGCAGAGGACAAAUGCAAGAACUUGAAGACCAAACCCUUUCGCUGUAAGCCAUGCCAAUAUGAAGCAGAAUCUGAAGAACAAUUUGUGCAUCAUAUCAGAGUUCAUAGUGCCAAGAAGUUUUUUGUGGAAGAAAGUGCAGAGAAGCAAGCAAAAGCCAGAGAAUCUGGCUCUUCCACUGCUGAAGAGGGAGAUUUCUCUAAGGGCCCCAUUCGCUGUGACCGCUGUGGCUACAAUACCAAUAGAUAUGAUCACUAUACUGCGCACCUGAAACACCACACAAGAGCUGGAGAUAACGAGCGAGUCUACAAGUGCAUCAUUUGCACUUACACAACAGUAAGCGAGUAUCACUGGAGGAAACACUUAAGAAACCAUUUUCCAAGGAAAGUAUACACAUGUGGUAAAUGCAACUAUUUUUCAGACAGAAAAAACAAUUACGUUCAGCACGUUCGAACUCAUACAGGAGAACGCCCAUAUAAAUGUGAACUUUGUCCUUAUUCAAGUUCUCAGAAGACUCAUCUAACUAGACAUAUGCGUACUCAUUCAGGUGAGAAGCCAUUUAAAUGUGAUCAGUGCAGUUAUGUGGCCUCUAAUCAACAUGAAGUAACCCGCCAUGCAAGACAGGUUCACAAUGGGCCUAAACCUCUUAAUUGUCCCCACUGUGACUACAAAACAGCAGAYAGAAGCAACUUCAAAAAACAUGUAGAGCUACAUGUGAACCCACGGCAGUUUAAUUGCCCUGUAUGCGACUAUGCAGCUUCCAAAAAGUGUAAUCUACAGUAUCAUUUCAAGUCUAAGCAUCCUACUUGUCCUAAUAAAACAAUGGAUGUGUCAAAAGUGAAAUUAAAGAAAACCAAAAAGCGAGAGGCUGACUUACUUGAUAACAGUACUACCAAUGAAAAAACAGAAACAGAGCAAACGAAAAUAAAGGGGGAUGUAGCUGGAAAGAAAAAUGAGAGGUCUGUAAAAGUGGAGAAAAAAGAUAAUGUUUCAAAAGAGAAAAAACCUUGUAGCAAUGUUUCAAUGAUUCAGGUCACUACCAGAACUCGCAAGUCAGCAAUAGAAGCUAAAGACCUGGAUGUGCAUACAAGAAAUAAUUCAGAAAAAUCCUGUAAAGCCAAGAAAAGCAAAAGGAAGAUGGAAACUGAAGCCCAUUCCAUGCAUGAUCCUGUGAAUGAUGAGGAAUCUAUGACAAAAAAGAAAAGGAAGAUAGAAGGUAAAUCCAAAAAUAGCCAGGAAGUACCAAAGGGUGAUAACAAAGUGGAGGAGAAUAAAAAACAAAAUACCUGCGUGAAAAAAAAUACCAAGAAGAAAACCCUAAAAAAUAAACAAAGUAAAAAAAGCAGCAAGCCUUCUCAGAAAGACACCUCUCAGAAGGAACCUGUUCAAAAGGAGACUAGUCAGAAGGGGCCUGUUCAAGAUGUUCAGAAGGGGCCUGUUCAAGAUGUUCAGAAGGGGCCUCUGCAGAUAGAGUUGCCUCUACCCAUGGAACCUGUUCAAGUAGAGCCUGCUCACAUGGAGGUGGUUCAGAAGGGGCCUGUUCAAGUAGAGCCUGCUCACAUGGAGGUGGUUCAGAAGGGAACUGGGGAUUGA
Messenger RNA from Urocitellus parryii (Arctic ground squirrel), 2300 nucleotides. RefSeq names its product RE1 silencing transcription factor (gene Rest). The record is from RefSeq and is a predicted model, not a curated record. Gene Ontology annotation, cellular component: transcription repressor complex; nucleus. NCBI's taxonomy places the organism in Eukaryota, Metazoa, Chordata, Mammalia, Rodentia, Sciuridae. Gene Ontology annotation, biological process: negative regulation of neuron differentiation; positive regulation of transcription by RNA polymerase II; negative regulation of DNA-templated transcription. Gene Ontology annotation, molecular function: transcription cis-regulatory region binding; DNA-binding transcription repressor activity, RNA polymerase II-specific.